Molecule: messenger RNA, 2591 nt
Organism: Neolamprologus brichardi
Lineage: Eukaryota; Metazoa; Chordata; Actinopteri; Cichliformes; Cichlidae
Source: RefSeq, a predicted model, not a curated record
GAGAGAGAGCGACGACGCAGGCAGAAGCGCGAGCGAGCAACAGAGAGAGAGAGAGAGAGGGGAUGGCUGGUAGGAUUUAGCCCCGGCAGCGUCUUUUCCCGUCCAACACAACAAGCUUAUUACCUUUCUGUCCACGCGCCUGGAAACGGAUUUACGCACACGAAAGGAGGAGUUUGGAGGUCUAGUAGGAUGCUGAGUAUCUUUCCUCCUCGCCACUGCUCUCAACCCUGCUCUCCAUGACCUGAGAGCGCCACCACAGCGGGAGGAACGAAACACUAGAGAGAGAGAGAGAGAGAGAGAGAGGAAGAGGAGGACAGAAGGCCAGGGAAGAAAGGCAGGCCGGAAGGAAGAGACUUUUUUGUUGUUAUUGUUUGGUUUCCCUUUCUGAGAUGGCGGCAACGGAGGCCAGCACAGCACCGGUGGUCCAGGAAGAUGGAAAAAGCACCGAAAAUAAGCCAGCAGAGGUGGAGCAAGCGGCCAAAAACGCCAACACAAGCUCAGAGACUGUCAAAGACGAGGCUGUCGAUAAAGACGGCACAGCCGUCAACAGCGAGGUUGUCGAAAACAAAGAGACUGUGAAUAACGACACAGCGGUGGCGGACACAGUGGGAACUGAGGAGGGGGGAGCCGCGGCGGCAGGCGAGGAUGCGCCGCCGCCUCAGAGCUCCGAAAACACCACUUCCUCUGAACCCAAGACCUCGUUCCUGGACUCCUUCCUCAACAAGAGCGGCCUGGGAAAGGUGAUGGGUGGAAGGAAGAAGAAAGAGCAGAGCGCCCCCGCGGCUGGAGGCGAGGAGGGCGCGGCUGAAGGAGGGGAGAAAGAGGCCGACAAAGGAGGGGAGGAAGCUGCCGCAGCAGAGGGAGGAGCGGAAGGAGGUGCAGAAGGUGAGGCGGCGACAGAGAAGGCUGCGGAAAAUGGAGAGAAGGAAGACGAGAAGAAAGCGGAGAAGAGCAAAGCAGCGGAGGCGAAAUCCACAGUUCGAGAUUUGAUCAGGAAGCCUGUGGCGAGAAUCUUCUCCCAUCGCAGCACUGAGAAGAAGGAGGGCGCCGCUGCAGAGCCCCAGAAACCAGUAAAGGUCCGGUCCAAGUCUCUGGACCGGCUGGAAGAUCCCGAAGCACUUAACACCACUGCAGACUCCAUCGUAGAGGAAGGAGGAGCAGCGGGAGGUGCAGAAGAAGAACAGAAAGCCUCGGCCUCUUCAGCAACCACGAAGCACAUGAAGCGCUGGCACUCCUUCAAGAAGCUCAUGGCUCAGAAGGCACACAAGAAGACUGGAGGAGGUGAGGAUGGGAAAGAGGAAGGAGCAGAGGGAGAAGGAGGUGGCGGAGACUCCUCCACACUUGACUCCAAAGAGUCAGGCCAGAAGAGGUGGAAGCUCAAACGCUCCUGGACCUUCCAGGGCUUGAAGAGGGACACCUCCAUGUCCGGCAUCAGCGGCAAGGCCAAGGGCUCCGACAAAGACUCCGCUGAAAACGCCAAGCCCGAGGAGCCUGCAGCAGGAGCUGAGGGAGGAGAGGAAGCAGAGGAGGGCAAGACAGAGGGAGGGGAGGAGAAGGAGAAAGCAGAAGGAGGUGAGGAGGAGAAGGCGGCGGCAGCAGGUGGAACGGUGACACAACACGCCAACGAGAUCUGGACCUCCUUCAAGAAGCGGGUCAUCCCCAAGAGCAAACGCACCAACACGGAGUGCCACCCUGGAGGCGAGGAGGAGGCGCCUGCGGCCUCGGGUGAGGAAGGCGCCACAGAGGACGGCAAAGACGGAAAGUCGGCCAAAGCCAAGCGCUCACAUUUCGGCCGUGCGGUUUCCCUGAAGAACUUCAUCAUGCGGAAGGGCAAGUCCACCAGUGUGGACACAGGCGAGGGCGCCAAGGAGGAGGAGGCCGCAGAGGGAGGAGAGGGAGGAGAGGCAGCGGCGACAGAGGAGGGAGCCGCUGACGGCGAAGCUGCCGCAGCGACCGCGGAAGCCAACGACAAAGAUGCAGCGACAGCAGCUGAGAAGACACCAGCGGAGGAGAGUGAAGCGGAGGUGGCGAAGGAGCCGGAGAAGGAGCCGGAGAAGACGACGGCCGAAGCUCCGGUGACCAACGGGGAGAACGGCUGCUCCAACGGCACAGAGGAGGAGAACGCCACGCAUAAUCACCAGGAGGAGGAAAAGACAACAGGGAGCAGCCCCAUGAAGAAGAGCAAGGAGGCGGGAGGGGUGAAAGAUGAGGCCAACGCCAAGAUCAUCAACGCCACGGCGGCCGUGAACAGCGACAAAAAGGCGGGAAACGUGUGAGGCCACACAAAGAGGAUUAGAACUGCCCGGGAUUCGCUGAGCAAGGAGCUCUGAGCCCCACCCCCCCCAACUCCUCCACUUUCUUGUCCUCUUAUUUCCUCCCCCGUCCUCCUCCUCCUCUCUCCCUUCAUCCCUCCCAAUAAAUGGAGUAAUCACGUGUUAUCAAACCAACAUGGUGAGAAACGAGAGACGGAGAGAAAGAUGCAAUUCAUGUAGACGAGAAGAAAAAUGAUUACUCGGAAAGCAAUAAUUCAAGCCCUUCUUUUUGUCCAUCCAUCCGUCAUCCAUCCAUCCGUCAUCCAUCCAUCCGUCAUC